CCAAUUUCCAUUUGGACAUUUAACGCCUGGAGGUUCUGUUGCUGCUGUCUGUUUCACGGAAGCCCGCUUUAAAGGUAUAAGCUCUCUUAAACGAAAAUGGCCGACAAGUUCACAGAAGAAGAAGUACAAGAAUACAGGGAGGCCUUUCAGCUGUUUGACAAAGACGGCGGAGGCACCAUCAGUACUAAGGAGUUAAAGCAAGUAUUUGAGGCCCUCGGUCAGCAUCCCUCUGAAGAGGAUGUACAAAGCAUGAUAUCUGAGGUGGACCAGGACGGGAGUGGCGAAAUAGACUUCGACGAGUUUUUAACGUUGAUGGCAGCAAAACAAGCCAACAUGACAAUGGAGGACGAGUUAAGAGGUGCUUUUAACGUUUUCGACCAAGAUGGAAGUGGCUACAUAUCAGCACAGGAACUCAAACAGGUUUUGGAAAAUCUGGGCGAAUCGCUUACUGAUGAGGAAGUUGAUGAGAUGAUGAAGGAGGCCGAUCUGGACUCUGACGGUCAAGUCAGUUUUGAAGAGUUCGUGAAGAUGAUGGCCAACAAAUGAGAGGACCACUUUUCCCGUUUUAUCAGAUUUGUACUCACUUCUUUUUUUGCUAAACUAAGACUCGGCUAAAAAUUAAAUUUAACCUUAAAUCA
Orbicella faveolata is the source of this 638-nucleotide messenger RNA. RefSeq names its product calmodulin-alpha-like. The record is from RefSeq and is a predicted model, not a curated record. Gene Ontology annotation, cellular component: myosin II complex. NCBI's taxonomy places the organism in Eukaryota, Metazoa, Cnidaria, Anthozoa, Scleractinia, Merulinidae. Gene Ontology annotation, molecular function: calcium ion binding.